Molecule: messenger RNA, 1626 nt
Organism: Arthroderma uncinatum
Lineage: Eukaryota; Fungi; Ascomycota; Eurotiomycetes; Onygenales; Arthrodermataceae
Product: HAL protein kinase
Exons: 2
Coding region: 1-1626 (541 amino acids)
Biological process (GO): intracellular monoatomic cation homeostasis; intracellular signal transduction; protein phosphorylation
Molecular function (GO): ATP binding; protein serine/threonine kinase activity
Source: RefSeq, a predicted model, not a curated record
AUGAAUUCACUAACGCCGCUCUCCUCCCCGGCCCCGUCCUCCGUCUCCUCCUCGACCUCACACUCGCAGCAUGGAGACCAGAUAACACGCGCCAUGGAGGACACUCACCUGGCUGCUGCUGCUUCUCCUGUUCGUCCACCGUCUGCUACCACGGCUCCUGGUCCUCCCAACACCGCUUCUUCCACCGCCACAACCGCCUCGGCCCUCUCUUCGAUCUCUCCCCAGAAACCCCCCAAGGCAAAGAUGACCAACAGGAUCUCCCGCAUGUUCUCGCAGACUCGCUCGUCGACGACGUCGGCCGCUGCUUCUCCCAGCAGACCGGCCCAGGACCCGCCCAGGUCUAAUGGAGAAGCAGUUCCUGCCACCCCGAUGCUGCCUCCACCAUCGCCAGCCACCGUCCCAGCAGACAAGAAGGUGGACCAGAAGGUGCCGGACAAGAAACCAGAGUCUAAACCGGCAGACAAGAAGGUCGAGAAGGGCAAGGAACCAGUCCAGCCCCAGAAACGCUUCGAGAUCCUCCCGGACGGCACCCACAUACACACUCUCAAGUCCACCAAACGCCAGGAGAAGCUCUCAGACAUGCUACGGGACAUGAUCGGUGCCGGCAAGAAGAAGGAGGACCCUCACGCCCAGCCCCAGGCCGACGACCAGCAGCAGCUCUCCCUCAUGUCUACCUGGGUCGACCAGCUCAAGACAGAAAAGGAGAAGAUGGCGACCGACAAGAAGGGCGGUCCUAACAACACCGCCUCCCUCGUCGACAAAUACGGCAAGUGCCAUGAAAUCGUCGGCCGUGGUGCCUUCGGUAUCGUCCGUAUCUCCCACAAGAUCGACCCCAAGGACUCCAAGACAGAACACGUCUAUGCCGUCAAGGAAUUCCGCCGUCGUCCCCAGGAAACGGUCAAGAAAUACCAAAAACGCCUCACGUCUGAAUUCUGCAUCUCCUCCUCCCUCCGCCAUCCAAACAUCAUCCACACCCUCGAUCUCAUGCAGGACGCUAAAGGCGACUACUGCGAGGUCAUGGAGUACUGCGCCGGUGGAGACCUCUACACGCUUAUCCUCGCCGCUGGGAAACUCGACGUGGGCGAGGCAGACUGCUACUUCAAACAGCUCAUGCGUGGAGUCGAAUACAUGCACGAGAUGGGCGUGGCCCAUCGAGAUCUCAAGCCGGAAAACCUCCUACUCACUACGCACGGUGCACUCAAGAUCACGGACUUUGGCAACGGUGAAUGUUUCCGCAUGGCGUGGGAAAAAGAGGCUCACAUGACCGCCGGUUUAUGUGGGUCUGCGCCAUACAUUGCGCCAGAGGAAUAUGUGGACAAGGAAUUCGAUCCCAGAGCUGUCGAUCUUUGGGCUACGGGUGUGAUUUACAUGGCCAUGAGGACAGGUAGACAUCUAUGGCGUCAGGCGCAGAAGGAGGAGGAUGAAUUCUACGAUCGAUAUCUGGAAGGGAGGAGAGAUGAAGAUGGCUAUGCGCCUAUCGAAACCCUGCAUCGCGCACGCUGCAGGAAUGUCAUCUAUUCCAUCCUCGACCCCAACCCAGGUCGUCGAAUUACAGCUUCACAGGUUCUCAAAUCCGAAUGGGUGAGGGAUAUCAAGCUGUGCAAAGCUGGUGAAGAGGGAUUCUAA